Messenger RNA from Cordyceps fumosorosea ARSEF 2679, 846 nucleotides. RefSeq names its product cytochrome C1 heme lyase. Gene Ontology annotation, biological process: cytochrome c-heme linkage. Gene Ontology annotation, molecular function: holocytochrome-c synthase activity. The coding region runs from base 1 to 846 and encodes 281 amino acids. NCBI's taxonomy places the organism in Eukaryota, Fungi, Ascomycota, Sordariomycetes, Hypocreales, Cordycipitaceae. The transcript is spliced from 2 exons. Gene Ontology annotation, cellular component: mitochondrion. The record is from RefSeq and is a predicted model, not a curated record.
AUGGCUGCCGACGCCUGCCCCGUCGACCACAAAAGCCGCGAAGCCUGGCUCGAGCAGGCCAGGGCCGCGGAAGCCUCCAAGGCCGCCGCCGCCGCCUCCUCCUCCUCCUCUGCAAAGCAAUGCCCCGUCGAUCACACUGCUCAAGCGCCCUCGUCUUGGGGUGCGCGUCUAUCCUCUCUCCUCUGGUCAUCGCCGUCGCCACCCGCCGCUCCCGUAGCGCAGCCCAGCCGCUCCGCUCCUGGCCUCGACAUCGACCGCGUAGUCUCCACGAUCCCGCGUGUCGCCUCCAGUGACGCCUCCUCCUCCUCCUCCUCCUCGCCAUGCCCCGUGGAGCACGGUGCGUCGGCCAACCCCGCCAACAGCGAGCUCGAGUCCGGCGCCGACGCCGCCUCCGGAAACUGGGUGUACCCCUCGGAGAAGAUGUUCUUCGACGCCAUGCGCCGCAAGGGCUACGACGCCCGCGUCGCUGACAUGAAGACCGUCGUACCCAUCCACAACGCCGUCAACGAGCGCGCCUGGAAGGAGAUCAAAGAGUGGGAGGCCCCCUACCUCGCCCAGUCCCAAUGCGGCGGACCACGACUCGAAUCCUUUGCCAACAAGAACGACCGAAUGACGCCCACGGCGCGCCUCAACACCAUCCUCGGCUUCACGGCGCCGUUUGACCGCCACGACUGGGUCAUUGACCGCUGCGGCACGCGGGUCGAGUAUGUCAUUGACUUUUACGCCGGUCGCCCGGGCGGCGCGGGCGCGGCGCCGGGGCCCAGCUUCUACCUGGACGUCCGGCCAAAGCUCAACACCUGGGAGGGCGUCAAGAUGCGCGCCAUGCGCUGGGCGCACCUGGCCUGA